Messenger RNA from Lymnaea stagnalis (great pond snail), 7468 nucleotides. NCBI's taxonomy places the organism in Eukaryota, Metazoa, Mollusca, Gastropoda, Lymnaeidae. The record is from the annotation of a GenBank genome assembly.
UUGUUGCCUAGCAACAUGCUCCUUGGCAUUCUGCAGACAACAUUUAGCAAGGCGAUUUGUUUAGAGGGGGAUACAAUUGUGCUACCAGAAUGAGUAGACAAGUGCUUCAAGGUUUGAUUUAUUAGUUAUUACGUGAUGGAUUAAUUAAAAGGUCGUUUGCUUGUUGGGAAUCUUUGAAAUUGGCAAUUUUAAAAAAAAAAUGGCCCUAAGCCCUAAGCCUAACCCUAAUUAAUUUUCUUCAAAACUAAAAAGUAAAAGAACUAAAAUAAAAAAAUCUGUUAAUUUACUCUACUAAAAUCACUAUGUCCUUAGUAUAAAACUAACUAUAAUAUAUAUAUAUAUAUAUAUAUUAUAUAGUAUAUAUAAACUAAAACUCUAAGACAUAAAUAAUAAUUUGCUACUCAUAUCUACACACUGCCAUGGCCCAAUGCACCUUAAUAAAAUUAUAAAUGCUUUUUAAUUUUUGUUUGGAUUACUUAUAAGUUAUAGUUUAUAGCUAUCAUAGGGAUAUGUUACAACAUCUUUUAACUAAAUUUCUUUGAGUUUUUUUAUCAAAGAGACUAGUGAAACCAGUUCAACAAAUUGGUGAUCUAGCUUGGCACCAGGGGAAUUGCAGCAGUUGAAAUAAUAUAAAUUUUAUUAAGUACACCUUAAUACCACCUGGAAAGGUCCUUUAUAAGAUUUUUCUGUUAGCAUUGCCACAAGGCGGCGAAAGGAUACUAUCAAAGUUUUUCUUCCCUCAGAUAAAACUUCAUUUAUUAUUAUUAUUUUUUGUACAAAUGCAAAAUGUUAUUAGAAAACAUAUUUGCACAAUAAAAGCAUUUUUCAUCAUUUAAAAAAAAAGUCAAUGGCAGCGAAGCAAAGUGUAUCAUCAAAUAAUCUACAGGGUGGGCCAAUAAAAGUGAGAACAUCUCGUAAAAUAUUACGCUACGAGAUGUUCUCACUUUUAUUGACCCACCCUGUAUAAACUUCUCUCUUUAGCAAAUAUUAAUCAAACAUUUGAAGAGCAGCUCACACUAAAGAGAUUUAAUUUUAAAGGCAUUUUUUAAUAAUAAGGAAUAGUUUCACUUACAUUAAAAUAUUUUAAAUGGUGAUAAUUAUUAAUUACAAGUUGUGGUUAAAACAAAAUUAUUUUAAACGUUUCUACAGAACAAUAUUGUGCCAACUAUUAAUGCUGUUUUCCUUUCAUUUUUAAAAGAAAUUAAUGAAAUAGAAAAUAGUUUAGUUGAAAUUAAAGCUUUUACUAAUACAAAAUGUUUUCUUUUCAGCAUUUACACAAUUAUCUUAAUUAAGAAUUACAAUUUUAAACAAAACAUCAUAAACUUCAUUCUUAUUAAACUAUAUUGCAAAAUGGCUCACCUCAUCUUUUUUUUCAAAAUGCAAAACAUUUAAAGCUUUACUCAGUUAGACUACAUGGGUCUAUUUCCUGUAGCUUCAUUUUGGGGUUUCAGAUAAAUUCUGCUGAGCCUGAACAAGCCGAUGUUUUGUGGUACUGGGAUGGUCAUCCUUGUGACAGGUUUGAUAGGUGGUAUCUUUAAGCUGAUCCAGUAAACAUUGAUGAAUUGCUUCUCUUUCUCUAGAAUUAUCAGAAAGACUGAGGUAACAACACGCAACCUACUUUUAGUAAGUAGGCAGAGGCUCUUUUAAAAGUUAAAGCACCAGUUGACCCAAAAUCUUGCCACAUGUGACAAAUAAAUAUAUCGGUAUUACAAUCCAGUCUUAUCUAAAGAACUUUCUGUAAGAUGAAAGUUGCAACAAUCUUAGAUACUUCACGGCCACUUUAAACAAAGUGGUAUAAUCUCUGUGUUCAGAAGAAAGUUAAUAAGUUAAUCACUUCUUGUUUAUCUUGUAUGGCACCAAUUACACUAAGACUUGUAAGUCGUAAGUACUCAAAUGGACAAGUUUUCCUGACUAAAUGUAGGAAGGGAUACGGGAACAAAGGAAUAUAAGCUGAAAGUUGGAUGGGAUCCUACACUUACUAAGGCAUUGCAGACAUGAAUUGACUGUGAUGCCAUUAGCACUUGAGGGAGAAGACGGGUACAUUUUUAUAAUUUCUUGCAAAAGUGCCGUUAUGGUUUAAAAAGACACAAAAGUGAAUCGAAAUCCAGAACACUUAGCUCUAAUAGUGCAUUUGUAUAAUUCUCUAGAGAAUAAAGAUAAUUAAACCAUUGAUGAAUUCAUUCCCUGUCUACCUGCACUGGAGGUUGUGGCAUCAGGGCUCUAACUUGUUGGUGUACCAGUGGGUUCAUAACGUUUAUUUGUUUCAUUUCUUUAGUUGAAGAUGUCUUGAAAUGGAACAUUAAUUGGCAUUGGAUGUAAAUUAAAAAUACUGUCGUUUAACAAAUGCAGUAGGCAUAUUGGAUUAUAGUAGAUGAUCCACCAUAAUAUGCUGAAAAUUCAGAGUUACUAAGUUGGUGAAAUGUUUUUUCUUGUUAGUGCUUGGGUUUGUUUGUUGUAUUCUAGUGCCAACACAUUUAACCAAACAGUCAUCUAUUAGAACUUCAUCAUCAUGUCCCUUAGUCCUUGGACCGUUGGGGCACCAAAGAUGAAAUGUAAACUAUCCUCCAUUCGUCUGUUUUCUGCACUUUACACAGCAUCACCUAGUUUUAGUCCCGUUCACUCUUUAAUGUUAUCUUCCCAUCUUUUUCUCUGUCUUCCUCUUCUUCUCCCUUCUCUCAUUGUGCCUUGCAUGAUUUCUUUGGCGAGCCCUUGUUUCCUUGUCACAUGGCCAUACCAUUCAAGUUUGUGCUUUUUUUACAGUCACCAGGGGGUCAUCGUACUGCCCAAUUGCCUGAUGAAUUCUUUCUUUCACUUGAUCAUUGGAGAUAUGGUCUCUAUUAGAACUUACUGGUCCUAAUAAUGAAAUGAUUUAUUUUCCUCAAACAGUUUUUGAACAGUACCAGAAGUCACGGACACAAUUUGUCCAGACAGUGGCAGAGUUGGCAUCAAGACCACAAAAUAUUGAAACUCUUCAAAAUGCAGGCGUCAUGUCCCUUUUGCGUCCUCUACUUUUGGAUAUUGUGCCAACAAUUCAACAAACUGCAGCCCUUGCACUGGGCAGACUUGCAAACUAUAAUGAUGAUUUAGCUGAAGCAGUAGUUAGAGGAGAUAUAUUACCACAAUUGGUUUAUUCUCUUGCUGAGCAAAAUGUAAGUGAGAAUUAAUAUGUCAUAUGUUAAAUAAUAAUUACAAUUUAUUAUUUUCAAUGCUUGUAGUCAAAUGUUAUUCACAUAAUAUUGGAAAUAUGUUCUUCCCAUCCUCACCAAUCACCAAUGCUUCUGAGUAACAUAAAGUUGUAAAAUAAUUUGUAUGGUAAUUAGUCAUUUUAAUUUAAAACCAUUUAAAUACUGAAAAGAAUAAAUUGAGAAUAACGCUUCCAAAAAAACAAGAGAAAUUUGAAAAAAGCCAAACAGAAAAUAUAAUUCUUAAAGAUAAGGUUAUGUUUGAUAUUAUACAAAUUAUUUGCAUGACUCGAUAAGAGAAUCAUAAAAUUAUAUUUCCUUAUAACAAGCUCUUAUCAAAGUUUUCAUCAGGCAUUGAUCGGUCAUCUUAUUAUUUAAUUAGCGCUUCUACAAAAAGGCAGCUGCAUUUGUACUUCGAGCUGUAGCUAAACACUCUCCUGGGCUUGCUCAGUCAGUUGUUGAUUGUGGUGCAUUGGAUGCUCUUGUAAUCUGUUUAGAGGAGUUUGACCCAGGAGUAAAAGAAUCUGCUGCCUGGGCUCUGGGUUACAUUGCAAGACACAAUGCAGGUUUGUAACUGUAAUCUAAAAUUUAAGUUCCACCUUUCUUCUAAAUCUUAUGUCUAAUUUACCUCUUCAAUUAGCACACAGAUAACUCUUUAGCAUGGGUUACUUUUGUUUAAAGUUAAAGUCUUAAUACUUAAAUUUUAUUCAGAACUAUUAUUCCUCUUCCUGAACCCCCCACAUUUCCAUCCCUUUUUUUUUUCUUUCCUCUCUUUUCAACCCACGAAUAUACAAAUAAAUUGCAUAUGAAAUUGAAAUAUUGCAUACAUAGUCCAAGGACAAUAAAUUACAACAAUAAUGUUUUAAAAAUUCAUAAUUAUUUAAAUUUACAGAAUUAGCCCAAGCUGUAGUAGAUGCUGGUGCAGUGCCACUCUUGGUUUUGUGCAUUCAAGAACCUGAGAUAUCUUUGAAAAGAAUAGCUGCUUCUGCACUCAGUGACAUUAGCAAGCAUUCCCCAGAACUGGCACAAACAGUUGUUGAUGCUGGGGCUAUAGCUCAUUUAGCCCAAAUGAUUCUUAACCCAGAUGCUAAACUUAAGGUGAUAAAUAUAAACAUAUAUUUACACCAAAAGAGUAUUAACUAUUUUACGUUGUGCAGUUUAGAAUUAGAAAUGUUAUAAUAAAAAUAAUGUUACAAUAUUAAGUAUUUAGUUACAUUAUUAAGUUAGUAAAAAAAUAAAAUUAUGAAUUUUGUACAACAGCGUCAAGUUUUCUCAGCUUUAAGUCAGAUUGCCAAACACUCUGUGGACCUUGCUGAGAUGGUUGUAGAAGCCGAGAUUUUCCCAGCUGUUCUCACUUGUUUGAAGGACCAAGAUGAGUAUGUAAAGAAAAAUGUUGCUACACUGAUAAGAGAGAUAGCCAAACACACUCCAGAGGUAAAUAGAUAGCAUGGAUUUUAAAAAAACCUCUGACAUUCUUUUUUAAAGAUCUUAAGAUGUAUUACAUCUUAACAGCUACAUGCACUAAUCAUGAUAAAAUGAUUUAUGUUUCUGCAUUUUUUGCAGUUGUGUAAUUAUCUUAUUAAUAUACUUCUUUAUAUGCUCUGGUAAGUUUUUAUUACAAACAAUUUCUUGUGUAUAUUUAGCUUUCUCAGUUGAUUGUAAAUGCUGGUGGCGUAGCUGCUGUUGUAGAUUACAUUGGAGAUUCCAAGAGUAAUGUCAGACUACCAGGUAUCAUGAUGCUUGGCUAUGUUGCUGCACACUCUGAAAAUUUGGCUAUGGCUGUCAUUGUUUCAAAGGUGUGUAUUUCAAACAAUACCUUUAGAACUGAAAUAAUUUUCAUACAAAUUAUUUUAUUUUGUUGAGACAUAGACACAUCAAUUUAAGAAUUUUGGCUAACUGGCCUUGUUUGAGCAGAUAAUAUCUGUAAAAAUAUGACAACAUGCCUAAUUUAAUGGCUUUGAGUCAAGGAACAAAAAUGGAUCAAUUUGUAAAAGUUAGCACUUAUCCAUCAAUUAUAUUUCAACAAAUUUUUUUAUUAAAUUGCUUGUCUUACCACAAUUAAAUUCACAACAGGGAGUUGUUCAGCUUGCAAUUGCAUUAUCAGAAGAACAAGAGGACCAUAUACAAGCAGCAGCUGCAUGGGCUCUAGGUCAGAUAGGACGUCACACACCAGAACAUGCUAAGGCAGUUGCAGUGGCCAAUGUUCUUCCUAAACUUCUCCAGUGUUUCUUAAGAACAGAUGUUUCAGAAGAUUUACAGACAAAGGUAAUUCAGCUCUACACUAUCAGUUUGUUGAAGAGCUUAAAAAAUGUAUCUCUUUUCACCAGCUUUAAAAAUGUCACACAAUAGUUAUUAAAUUUUAAUGGCAUUUACAUAACUUUAAAGCAUGUUAUUUUCAUAUAACUGUAGCAAUAGAUUGUAAAAAUGAUUACUGAGCUAUUAUAUAACUAUACAUGCAGUUUAUCUGAAGAAAAUAUCAUCAUUUGUUAUUUUAAUGUUAUCUAACAGAGCAAGAAGGCACUUAAGAAUAUCCUUCAGAAAUGUGUGCACCUACCAGCUCUAGAACCUCUUUUGCAUGAUGCUCCACCAAAUAUUCUCAAGCAUGUUGUUGGACAGUUCAGCAAAGUUCUUCCUCAUGAUUCAAAAGCUAGAAGACUCUUUGUCACAAGUGGAGGACUCAAAAAGAUUCAAGAAAUUAAAGCAGAACCUGGAUCAGCUUUGGCAGAAUACAUCAACACUAUCAACAACUGUUAUCCAGAAGAAAUUGUCAAGUGAGUCUUAAAUAUUUUUUACAUUCUUAAGUCUAAGAAUAAAGUAUAACUUACUGCCUUAACAAAAUUGUUUUUGACAACUUGACAUUUACCUGCAUCUUAGAAUUAGAAAUCUUCUUUUAGAAGAAUGCCCACCUGUAAUUGUCAGCAUGCAUCUAUAAAGAUCUCACGACUUGCAGACUGAUUUAACAUAAUUUAUAUCAUGGAUACAGAAGUUAUUUUUUGGGUUUAAUUUAAAGAAUAACUGACUUUUAUAUGAGAGUCACCAGGUUGUAAUAAUGUAUGAAAGGAUGAAACAAAUUAGUAUUUACGAAAUUGCAAACAAUUUUCUUUUAAUGUUAAAAAAAAUAAUUUUUUUACAAAUUAUUGCAGGUACUACUCUCCUGGCUACUCUGAUGCUUUGCUUGAAAGAGUGGAACAAUAUGCACCCAAUAAAUCUUAAAACUCAUCAUCUAUUAUUAGCUACAAUUUUAGAAACUUAAUUUGUAAGCAAAACUGUGAUUCUCUGCUUAGUCCUCUCUGUUAUGCCAAGAUUGCUUCCUUUAACAUAAAAGAUAAAUUAUAAUGAAGUUAGGUUAUGAAUUAUUCAGUCAUUAAGCAAAAACUAAUGUUUGAUAAUCACAGCAUUUUAAAUUACUUCUAUAAGCUAAAUUGUUAUUCAUACAACAUUUUAUAUUAUUAUUUGAGAUUAUAAUAUUUUAAAUUAUUAUUCUCAUAUAAGAUCAGAUUACUUUGUUUAAUGAAAUAAAAACACUUAAGGUCCAUUUAAAGUUCUAUGAUAAUAAAAAGUACUCAAAUUAAAUUCCAUUGACAUACAAGGAAUCUGGAAUGACUUUUCUUUAAUAUGUUAAAUAAAUUUAUCAAUUUUUUAAAGCUAUUUUUUAUAACUUUUUUUCUUUUUCAAAUUCCUUUAUAAUUAAUGAUGUGCACUAAUUUUCAAUAAUUUUUUUAACUAAGAAUUUUUGUAAAUUUUGAAGAAAAUAUGAAUUGGCUUUAUUAUUUUAUUGCCAUUCACAGUUUCUAUGAUGCCAGAUUAUUUUAAAAGCUACAGUUUAGUCUACACUUAUUUAUUUAAAAAAUGAUGGUUCCAAAUGAACUUGCUUUGUUUUAACAUUUUAGGAUUUUUAUUUAAAUGUUUGUUCAUUAUAUUUUAAUGCCGAAAUAUCAUUUCAAGGACUUAGAGAACUAAUGGAUAUACUAUAAUGAUUUCAAAACUCAUAAAAUGGUGUUUUUUUUUUAAAGAAUGUUUACAAUUUUUAUACAAGCAUAUGCUUUAUACAGUGGUUAUUUUAUCAAUAAUAAAUGUAGGCCUACCAGUUUAAUUAAUACCUAUUUGUUGGAACAAAUGUGUGCAAAUGAUUUGCCUACUCCAAAUUACAUUUGUACCUAAAAUUGAUUGAAAUAAACAUUGUAUAGCAUUUUUUUUAAACUUAUUUUUUUCUUCAUUUUUAAUGGUGAAACAUCACUUAUCAGUAACUGAAAUAAAAUAAAAUCUAAUAAGCCAAGAAAUGAGAU